AUGCUAAUGGACGACGCCCUGUCUUUGUGUCUAGGUCAAAAUAGUGGCUUCAUGACCACUCGCUACGAUUUAACAAAUUCAAGCCACGCUAACAUGAAAGACAUCCUAAUAAACGAAUACGACAACGUUCGAAGUAACGUCAACACUCUGCUCGUUCUGGGUCAGAAAACAGCGGAGUUGCUGGAUGUGUUCAACAGAUCGAAGUGGCCCUUUAACCAUUACAUUCAUUAUGCAACCAACUCCAAAUGGAUUAUCAUUGACAAAGACAAAAACUUUACCAAAUCCCUAGAUACGCUGAAGCAAAUGAAUGUGUUGGUAAUUGGGCAUCACGGUUCGUGCGUUCACUUGUACUGCCCUAUAAACGGAACGGAGUUGGACCUUCGAUGUAUGGACAUGGCGGAUUAUCAAAACAUAAGCAUUGGUGAUCUUCAAACAGCACCAUGUGACGAACGCGACUUCUUUCCAAAUCUGAAGAACAAACUCAGUAGGUUGCAUUUGAACAUUGGUGUUAUCGAAUCUGUUUCCUUCUUUGAGAUUCACGUAGACGGAAACAACGUCACUGCGUAUACUGGAAUUAUUCCGCUGCUUGUAAAAAUUCUUGCAUAUGAAUUGAAUUUUACGUACUCGUUUGUGCUACCAGCCGAUCGAAGUUGGGGUAUUAAAGAAAAUGGAGAAUGGAACGGGAUGAUCAAAGAUCUCAUAGAGCACAGAACGAACGUGAUUGCGGCUGAUCUAACCGUGACUAGCGAACGAUUUGAGGUGGUCGAUUUUGUGUUCCCAGCAAUAAUGAUACAAGACCUAGGCAUCCUUUAUAGAAAGGGAAUCCAGGGCCAAGAAAGCGAUUGGAUUCGCGUCUUUGGACCAUUGGAUCCAAGCGUAUAUGCCGUAACGUUUUCGUGUCUUAUUGUGGUCGGUGUUCUGUUGCUAGUGUUAGAUCGGGACCAGAAAUCGAACACAUUCCUCAUGCACAUCAAACGAUUGAUGAACGUGGAAUAUGUGUCAAGCGUUAUGUUGUCUGUGAUAGGUGUAGUGUUGCUGCAAGGGAAUGGCUUGCGACCGAGAACGGCAUCUUCGAAGAUGCUGGCCGCGACCUUCUGGAUGUUCUGCAUCGUCAUAACUGGAACAUAUAUUGGCAAUCUGACUGCUCGCAUGACGAUCAGCGUAGUGAGUAAGCCUUUCACCAACCUUGAAGGGCUGGUAGCAUCAAAGGACUGGACUUGGGGCGUUGGUGGUGAAUUCACUGCGGAUAUGAUUCGUCUACAUCAAGAGGUUACGAUGAAAAAGGUGUGGAACGGGCUCGUCAAUCUCAAUAGGACAGUUCCGGGGGUGCUUGAUUUUAACAAUACAUUUCAAUUCAGUCGAAUCUUAGAUCCAAGUCUGAAGUAUGCAUAUAUCGUUUUAGACGCUAAGUAUUUUGUGAACAACCGGAUGGACUGUGCAUUUGAGCUAUCAGAUAGCGUCCUAUCGGGGUUGUCGAUAGCUUUAGCAGUCAACAAAAACUCGUCGUUGAGGGCCGAAUUCGAGAAGGUAAUGUGGGGACUCUUCAACAAUGGGAUUUUGGACAAAAUUCACGACGACCACUACCGUGAUAACAGACCACUCAGCUGCUUGAAGCCCACACCAAGAAAGACGGUACAGGCAAAUGACUUACUUGGUGCAGUUUUGGUAGUAAUAUUUGGAGUAGGUUUGGCGUUCAUUGUGUUGCUUCUGGAAUGGAUUCCAAGAUUCUGUAAAAGCUGUCGUAAAGAUGACAAUAGACAUUGA
This is a messenger RNA of Lottia gigantea (owl limpet), 1764 nucleotides long. RefSeq lists its product as hypothetical. Lineage: Eukaryota; Metazoa; Mollusca; Gastropoda; Lottiidae. Gene Ontology annotation, molecular function: glutamate-gated receptor activity. The transcript has a single exon. The record is from RefSeq and is a predicted model, not a curated record. The coding region runs from base 1 to 1764 and encodes 587 amino acids. Gene Ontology annotation, cellular component: membrane.